AUGGAGGAAGUUCGACCAAUGGAGGAAUAUUUACAAGUGAUACCCUUGGAGCUUGAUAUCAUGAAGCAAGAAUUUAAGAGAAAGAAUUUGGAACUCGAAAAGAAGAUAGAAAAACUUGAGGAGGAGAAGAUGUACCUAAGUCUAGAUGUCGACCUGCAAAAGAAGGAGGUUGAAAAGGUUAGGAAAGAAAAGAGGAAGGUUGAGGAAGACAGAGAUGAUUUAAAAGAAAAGUAUAAGAAGGCACAAGUAUCUUCGAAGCAAGUGGGGUUAGGAAGGUCUUUAGAACAGUGGCAGAAAGAAGUUCUAGAGGAAAAAGUUAUAGCCGAAUACUGGGAGAAGAAGUGCUAA
Molecule: messenger RNA, 348 nt
Organism: Gossypium arboreum
Lineage: Eukaryota; Viridiplantae; Streptophyta; Magnoliopsida; Malvales; Malvaceae
Exons: 1
Coding region: 1-348 (115 amino acids)
Source: RefSeq, a predicted model, not a curated record